Messenger RNA from Leishmania mexicana MHOM/GT/2001/U1103, 2082 nucleotides. RefSeq lists its product as hypothetical. Gene Ontology annotation, molecular function: protein binding; ribonuclease P activity. The transcript has a single exon. The record is from RefSeq and is a predicted model, not a curated record. Gene Ontology annotation, biological process: tRNA 5'-leader removal. Bases 1 to 2082 code for a protein of 693 amino acids. Lineage: Eukaryota; Euglenozoa; Kinetoplastea; Trypanosomatida; Trypanosomatidae.
AUGCGCCGAGUGAACACGCUCGUUGGUGAGCGCGACGCCGUCGCUGCCGUGCAGGCCGUCAAGGCGGCUCUUCAGGGCUCAUGGGAGCCGCUAACGGAUAGUGUGGCGCCUGCCGGCAGUGGCUCAUCCGAGACAGGGUCUUCAGGCGUGAUGCCGACUUCCCGGUCAGUCUUCUCGACGAAGGCCUUUGCAGCCGCUCUAUUUGCGUGCGAGGCAACCGGUGACGCUGCAUCCGGCCUGUCUCUCGUCGCCGAGGUGCGCCGGUGCUCCUCAAGCGGAAUCUCGACGGAGUGGCUCCAGACGGAGCACGUGCUGUCCGUCAUUUUGCGCCUCCAAUGCGUGGCGGGCGACCGUGACGGGGCGACGCGUAUGCUCGCCUACCUGGAGCACCACGGGCUUUUGCGCCUGCGCAGCGUCUCCGCCUUCUUGCAAUACUGCUGCAGUAGGCUCAAGGACCGUCGACGCGCCUUUGCCGCAUAUGAAGCGGCUCUAAAGCACAAGAUCGAGCUUAGCGAGCGAGACUACCUUGCGCUUGGCCGGCUGUGUGUGCAGGUUCGAGAACCCGUCGGCACGCUCUUCUUCAUGCUGCAGGAGAUGCGAGAGCACGUCGCAGAGGUGAGCGAGGCAAUGGUGCGCGAUGUGCUGGAGCCGUGGGUGAUGAUGGCCAACGAAGACGCCGCUGUCGGUCUGAAACCUCGCGGGGUGCCGAUGUCGUUGCAGCUUCACAGAGUAGAUGAGAUGCACCACGUGCCGCAGCUGUCGGUUGCCUCGCCACCACCGUCGAUCAGUGCUUCUGCGAGAGCUGCCGCCAGUCCCGGCGACAGUGCUGCGGCUGCGCCACCUACCAGCACACAGCUGUGUGGCGUCUGCCCAGCUUGUCAAGCGGAAUUAUCCGGAUAUCCCUUUACAGCCGCCUGCCGCUCUCAUCUUCUGCGCGAGCUGACGGAGCUGAUCAUUCCGCAGGCCUGCCGCAGCCGCCGUGCGUUGCUCGGAUUCGAGCACUGGAAGCGCUACAUACACGCUCGCCUGGACGCAGGUUACCGCGUCGACAUCUUUAUUGACGGCGCCAACUUGGGCUACUACGGCCUGUCAAGCUGGUACGAUCUGGCCAAGAAGCAGUUGAUGCUGCACCGCGGCGUCCCAGAGAGUCGAAUCACGGACAACGAUUUGGACUUCAACGCGCAGUGCAAGACAUCUGGCCGCGGCGUCGAUGUAGGCGUAAACUUUGAGUUGAUCGACGCUGCCGUGAAGCUUGCCGUGGACACGUACGGAAUGCGCAGCCCACUCGUCAUGCUGCAUGAGCGACACGUCGAGCCGAAGUUCAUGACUUUGCAGAACACCGCCAUUUUGCAGCGCUGGAAGGAUCGAGGGUGGCUCUACUGCUCUCCUACAGGCUUGAACGACGAUCUCUGCUGGCUGUACGGCGCACUCCUCUUGACUGAUCCGACCGACACGACGCCUACCUCAGUCACGGCCACCUCAGCCUCUCCGCACCGCACGUUUGUCUGCACUAACGACAAGAUGCGCGACCACCACUUCCGCCUCUUGAGCCCACGAGCCUUCACGCGCUGGCGUGACCGACACCGCAUCGCCUUCCGCUGCUCGCGGGUGGGGGAUCGCACGGAGCUGCGCUGGGAGCUGCCGGCUCCUUAUGAACGCUGCAUUCAGCAACACGACGCCUACUCUGCACCUUCGCUGCGUGAAUCAGUCAAGCGGCCGACGCCAUCGCACCACGUGGCCUCACAUGCGGCGACUCACGUCGGCUCCCCACACGCCAGUGACACGGGCGCUGUUGCCUCAUGGCACAUACCCUUCGCCUCCGUGCCGCGAAGCGCAGCGGCCUCAGCUGUACUCAAUGUGUCUCCCUAUGACAAGAGCGUUCCGCACAGCUCCGGUGGGGAGCAGGCUGCUGUGAUGCCAAGUGUGGAAGACGAGAGCACCGCUCAAUGUCACUCGGCUUUCCUGCAAGGCGUGGGGAGGGAGCAGGGUGAGGCGAUAGGGGAGGAGGAGGACGCUAUGGCGACCGCGCCCGCACAAGGGGGUCCGUGGGUCUGCAUCACUGUUCACGAAGCUGUUGGCUGA